AACGAGGAGGCUGUGGAAUGAAGGAAAAGAGGAGGAGAUAGAAAGGAGCAGAGAGGACUGGCCAGUGGAAGGGGGAAAAAAAAUCCCAACAACAGGAAACAGAGCGAUUCUAACGCUGUUUCUGAGAGAUAAAGCAGCCGGCUGCCACGUCCCAGCAAACCAAAAGUGUCACUGUGUCAUUCCUGUGAAGAAAUGCCACCCUAAAAGUUUGAAAGUUUCAACAAGUGACGUCACUUCUGCUCGCAACAUCCAGCCGCGUGCUUCGUCAAAAUGUGAGCGGAUGCAGCACAUUUCGGAGAAGAUUGUCGGGGGACUUCUAUGCGGCUGCUUUGUGAUCCACCAACUCACCUUUGCUCGGGGUCAUAUGGAUUCAGUGCUACGUUUACAAGGAGCUGCUAAUCAUCUGGACCACUAACUGGAACCACAUGAAGAAAAAAGGGACCAAGCAGAAGUCAAAGACGAAAGGAAGUGAAAAUGCGUUCGGCUGUGACCUGACGGAACAUCUCCAGAACUCAGGACAGGAUGUCCCUCAGGUUCUACAGAAAUGUGCAGAGUUCAUUGAGAAGCACGGGAUUGUGCACGGGAUCUACAGGUUGUCAGGGGUCACCUCAAACAUCCAGCGGCUCAGACAGGAAUUCAGUGCUGAGGCGUGCCCUGACCUUACUAAGGAAGUGUACCUCCAGGACAUCCACUGUGUGGGUUCCUUAUGCAAGCUGUACUUCAGGGAGCUACCAAAUCCUCUGCUCACAUAUGAGCUCUACACCAAAUUCACCGAAGUGGCCUCAGUGUGCGGCGAUCAUGAAAGACUUCUACACAUUCAAAAGAUUGUUAAGCAACUGCCAACCCCUCACUUCAGGACUCUGGAGUACCUCACCAAGCAUUUGGCCCGCCUUGCCACUUUGAGUGCCCAGACAAACAUGCACACACGCAAUUUGGCCUUGGUUUGGGCUCCUAAUCUAUUGAGAUCCAAAACAAUAGAGGCCACAUCCUGUAAUGGAGACAUGGCUUUCCAGGAGGUGAGAAUACAACAGUCAGUGGUGGAGUUCAUUCUAAACCACACAGAGCAGAUCUUCAACAGCGAAUCAGUGCAAACCAAACUAAAAGAAGGGUUAAGUUUGAUCUGUGGAGAGAAGUACGCCACACUUCCAAUUAGCAGUCAGUGUGGGCCGAUGAAACUGAUGAGCCUGGAAGAAGCCCAAGCACGCUCCUUAAGUCCAAAUCAUCCCGUGCAUAAAGAGCGCCAACGAGAGAACAGUCUGCCUGACACUAGCACGGCCACGCUCUACCACACCGUCAUAGACUUGGACAGCAAGAGAAAAUUGUCUGGGAAAUCCAAGAAAUGGAAAUCUAUCUUCAACUUGGGACGCUCUGUGGACUCCAAAGGAAAACUAAGCCGCAAUGGAAGCGUGUUCAUUAGAGCUCCAGGGUUAACAGAAAAGGCAUCUCUUCGACCAUCCAGAAGCAUGGAGUCACUGUGCUCCUUGCCAACAGAUGACGACAGAACUGGAAACAGUCCAUCAGGGGGACAAGGCAACAUCUUUGUUCCAGAUGCAAAAUCAAGAACACUGGGAUCUGAUUCACUUUAUGACUUGAGGGAACACGAGCAAAAUUGGGAGUUUAAGGGGAAAAAAGCUGACGGGGCAACAGGUGGAUGGAACUCCGGCUCGAGCCAACAGGGCGGGCCAUCGGGUGCUUCGGCAACCUCCCAAAAAACACUGCCAGAGCAGCUCAAGGUGUUCAAGGGAGAUGACCUGAGCAGCUACAAACCUACAUCUCCUAAAAACAGAAGGAUGCUGUACUCAGGUUCCUCUUACAACAGCUCCUCUCGACCUUCCUUUCCGGGAAGCUUCUUUCCACUGGAGUCAUCGCCAAGGCAUCAGCGAAGAGCCGUCAACAUAUCGGAGCCUUUCGCUGUGUCAGUACCGCUACGCGUGUCGGCCGUUAUCAGCUCAAAUAGCACGCCAUGCAGAGGGCCUGCCAAGGACAGAAUGACUGCAGCAACCCUGAAACCCUACAGAGAAACCUCAGAGCAGAGCGGUGGUGGAAAAAACAACACAUUUCCCAAAGUGGAGCCUGACAAGAGAGACGCAACAGGGAAGAAAAAAUCAUUGGAGUUGGCCUCAAGUGUACCACCAAAGGAUAAAAGGAAAGAAGUAGCCCAGGAAGGCCAGGAACCGAUGAGUAAUACUCAACUGGAAGAGCUUUCGGUUGUGAAUGGAAGCACAGCUCCAACACCCUUUAGUGGGCAACAAUUGGACAAUCAGCCAAUCACUGCUCAACAGGACAAGGAAUUACGUCUCGCAAAGGAGCUCUGGUAUGACGUCCACCAAGAGCUGAAGAUAACCGAACCUGAAAAUGACCUACUGGAUAAGAUUUGUGAUUCUGCUUUACCUUCCGAAAACAAGAGGUUAACCAUGGAUGUAAAGUCAAAAAGAAGUCGCAGCUCUCCAUCACUGUCCAUGUUCUGUAAAGACCAGUCUUCAAAUACCUCUCUCAAUGAUUAUCUUAAUGCCUCCAGGUCUGAAUCUACAAAGAAACAACCUUCAGAGUCAGACAUCCUAUUUUCUCUCCAUAGAAAUAAUGUUAGGGUCAAUGAAAAGAUAAAAAUUGUCAGCUCUGCUCUGGAUGAAACUGACAAGAAAAUUCAGCAGAUGUUACCAAGCAUUCCGCCUUUGAGUAAAGAUUCAGCUCAUAACGAAAAGUGCCAACUUACUUUGAAGGAAACCUGUGUAAGUGAAGUUAAAGCUGUUACAAUUGACUUUUUAAUAGUUGGCGGCUCCUUAGCAGCAGAUGAUGGCCAAAGACAAUCUGAGGAACGUGAAAGUCCUGAAACGGACCAAAUCGUCUCAUGUGAUGAAGAGAAAAUACCUGAAGUUAUUUCGAGGUUUUCCGUAUGUUUGGAGGAGAGACCCAACUCUCUGGAGCUGCCGAUCCAUGAGGAUGACGAAGGAUGUGCAGGAAACUCUGAAGAGCUGGACCUAGUGGAAUCAUGGGAAGACCUCAGCUCCAACAAGCAGUGGGUCACAAGUCCACUGCACUCACCUGAUGUGGAGGAAUUAUUUAAACAGCAAAUGUCGUUCAGCUCUCAAGAGGUAACACUGAACUCGGACGAGGAACGGACCUCAUUCCCGUCAUGCAGUAGCAAACAAUCAAAAAGAACAUCUCUGGCUAAGACCUUGUCAGGAAACAUUCCUCAAACGUCCAGCUGCAAAUAUGAAACUAAAUUGACCUAUUUGCCUUCUAUGCAGGCCGGUGUCAACACCAGCAAUGGAAUGCAAGCUCCAAUUGGAAAAGGCGGAACAAAAAAACAGAAAUCAUCACAACACUUUUAUAGACAGAUGUCUUAUGAAUCAGCAGGGCCAGAGAAAAGAGAAGAUCACAACCUUUCCAAGCAUAGACCAUAUUCCCUUAAUUUGGAUUUGGGGCCUCGAUGCAUUAGGGACAUUUCUAAUCAGCAAAGCCGUCCUUCAUACGGGUUUUCCUCCUGUACGAGGAGUUUGUCUGGGACUAUAAACAAUGGGCUCCUCUCAGAGUUGGACUUGUUCCUGAAUGAUCGCCAGGCCCCUUUGCGGCGAAACUCGGCUCCCGUCAGUGUAUCAUCAGUCCGGACGGCCUUCAUGAUAAAGACAUGCCAGGCCAAAGCCGUACCUGUCGUACCUCCGAAGGUGCAGUAUAGUCAGAUACCUCACUCCAGGAGAGAUGGUGACAUGGAGUCAGGAAAGGAACAAGAGAAGGAAUAUCCUAAAACGAGCACAGAGAAAAACCAUGCAGCACCUCUUCCAGUGAUGUCUGAUCUGAAGGAGGAGUUAGAGAAUAAAGAGCCGGUGCCCAAACAGCAGUCCCACCCAAAGGUUGAGAAACAAACAGAGAACGCGAGGACAACGAGCACGACAGAACUACCGGUCAUCACAAGGCGACACACCCCCAGUCUCGAAGUGUUUGUUGACUGUCCCAAACCCAACAGGGCAAAUCUUUUACAAAGACCGUCUUUUAGAAACCGCCAGAGACCCCAGAGUCUGAUCCUGUUGAGUCCCCCUUUUCCAAUAAUGGAUUAUCCUCCAUCAGGUGAUGACAGUAAGCAACUGUCAUCCAUCAAGAGCCUGAAUGAGGAGUCAGCAAUGAAAGAGACAUCAGGAGAGGGGAUUGCGCUCCAAAGUAAAAUGACGAUUCCAAAAAGUGGUCAGAGACUGGAAACAUCAACCAGCUGCUUCUACCAGCCUCAGAGGAGAUCGAUGAUAUUUGAUAGCAGGAACCACAGACAGAUAGAGUAAUCAUGCAGACUGGCUGAAUGUAAAUAACUUACUGAGAGAGAUAUGAUGAUAACAUGUUGUAAAAUACAGUAUUUUAUAUAAAGCUGUACUUGGGGGUUGAACAAUUUGUUAAAUUAAGAUUUCUCUCUACAUUCAUGAAGUAUUUAAGAAAAUAUUGUAAAUUUCUGAGAUCUUUUGGGCUAUGUGUCACUAAUGGAAUGUUUUUAACAGCGACUUAUGUGACGACAGCUACGAUUCAGAUAUUCAAAGUGAUUUUGGUUCAGCCUAUGGGUGGUGCUUCACGGUCAUUUUAUCACAAAAACAUGCUUUUGAGAACAUGUGCAAAACUUUUGACUGACAAUCAGCUUUUGACUAUCAAUCAGUUAGCUGCAUAAUUUACUUUAUUUCUCAUAUCUUAUACUUGAAAACCUAUGAAGGUUAGUUUGACUGGAGAUAGUUUUCUUCAAGGCUCAGUCUUGUGGGCGCCAUACAAAUGGCUCUUCCUUGUUGAGUUUUUUUUAUUAUUAUUAUUUUUUUUUUUUUUUUUUUACUUCCUAGAAAAAAACAACUGCUUUCUUGCAAAAGACUAGGUUACAUUUACAAGCACUUAGCGUGUAACAAGCCCAGUUUCCACCAAGCAGUAAAGUUCCAUUCAGUAUGCAUUGUUCUUGUGAAGUAUACCAAAAUAAAAAUGUGGCACUUUUCCACUGAGAUACAUAGUGUGGUAUGAUACCGCAAGUUUGGAUCUAGACACAUUGCAUUUAAUUCAUAGGUCACUACAAAAUUGUCACUUGGGCGACAACAGAAUUGAAUACGGAAGAACAACCUCAUCUCGCAUGUCACAUUUGUCUUUUUUGUUGUUGAAUUUAUUUGUGUGCUAUGCUCUGUCUAUGAUGGAUCAGGACUGGCUGUUUCAACACAUACUGUGGCAAGAAUUGAACUGUAGCCUUUGGUGGAAACACGGCUUGGAAGAUGUUACAUCAUCAUAUUGUAACAUACUGACAAUCAGCUAUGAAAAGCCAAUGUUCAACCUGCAAAAUUUUAGUCUUAUGUUGCAGCAAGUGAAAAACCAAUCCUUGUACAUUAAGUCUUGUAAAUGGAAGGAAGUGUACAAAAAAUGAUAAUGACGCUGUUUAACAGUUUACCUGUGCUAGCUAUAAUAGCUAUGAUCAUAUAGUUUGCAGGAAAUAUACUGCUGAAAAUGUGUGUGUCGGUGACAUGAAGUAAACUUUAAACAUAAGGAAAUAAAGAAUACAGCAUUUAGCGUUUGACUGUGAUUCAUGUGAUAUUUAAAAGGAAAUAUGUUUGUCUGAUACACAGACUGUACAUUGGAUAAUAAUAUUAACCUACAGAUGAACCUUUUCAUGUGUAUCUUUAUUAUCUUGAUGUUUUUUUGUAUUUCUUUUUCGGACAAAAAUGCCAACUCAGCGUUGUGUGGAAGAGAAAAGAUGAUUCAGCCUAUAUGAAAUAUCCUGGAGUUGCUUCCCUGGAGGUUGACGUGUGCAUGUUGAUUGUAUCAAUGUGGACCUUUCAUGAUACUUCGGAGCAAAAUCUACUGACCGCAUCUAAACAGUUUUAUUUGGUCUAACUGGGUCGAAAGAGGCUUUGUGUUUUAUACUGUCCAAAUGUCUUGGAUACAAACAUUGUGAUGGUUAUUGUGAUUUUUAUUUCUUUGUUUUUUUUAGUUUUUCCAUUUGCACUUAAGGGUAAAACAUCACCUGAGAAAGUGCUCAUUGAGAGAGUGAUUGUGAGUUUUGUUACAACAAAGACUAUGAGAAUAAACAGUUC
This is a messenger RNA of Phycodurus eques (leafy seadragon), 6038 nucleotides long. It is a transcript of the gene arhgap31, whose product is annotated as Rho GTPase activating protein 31. NCBI's taxonomy places the organism in Eukaryota, Metazoa, Chordata, Actinopteri, Syngnathiformes, Syngnathidae. Gene Ontology annotation, molecular function: GTPase activator activity. Gene Ontology annotation, biological process: small GTPase-mediated signal transduction. The transcript is spliced from 12 exons. Bases 426 to 4271 code for a protein of 1281 amino acids. The record is from RefSeq and is a predicted model, not a curated record.